AUGGUCGUUAUUCAUCUUAUUGAUUUUAUUGAUGACAAAGUAAUAACCGAAUCAAUCACUACUUCCUAUAAUUCAAAUCAAGAAGAAUAUAAAUAUUUAAUUAAUUUAUUAAAACAUUCAAUAACCCGAAAAUUAUUAGAACCUUUUUCAUUGAAUUUUGAAAAGAUUGAAUUGAAUGGAAUGUCCCUAGGUACUUCAUCCUAUGAUAUAGUUAUAUCACCCUUCUACGAUAAAUUAAUUGUAAAUCAUAAAAAUUUAUUACAAGUUUACAAUAUAUCUUACAAUAGAUCAAAAAGAAAAGAAAUUAACUUGUCAAUGUAUUCACAAAUAACACACAAGGAUGGUGCACACUUUAGGGUCAUGAAAUUAAUGAAUGAAAGUGGGGUUGAAUAUAUUUAUGCUAGUGAUAAUAGAAAUUGUGUUACAAAAUGCCAAGUUUCAGAUUUGAUAAACGAAGGAAAACAUAACAUAAUUUGGAAAUCUGAAGAAUAUAGGAAUAUGUGGGGAUUAACAGUAUUUAAUGGAAAGGUAUAUGCCCUAGAUUAUGAUAAUGGUAUUAAAGUGCUUGAUUGUAAAAGUGGUAAAACACUUUACAGUGAAGAAAUACUUCCAACCAUUGAAAACGGAUAUGGAAUUCAUUUCUAUUCUGAAAAUGAACUUUUAAUUGGGCAUUCAAAGAAAUUGGAAUUAUUUAAAAAGAAUGAUAAUUCUUGGAUUUCAGUGAAAUGUUCAUCGUUUACAAUGCUAGACUGUUAUUCUAUUUUCAUUGAGAAUUUAUCUGAUUUGAUUUAUGUUUCUGAUAGCUCUGCAAACAAGAUACAUGUUGUAAGGAGGAAUGAUUUGUCACUUGUGAAAUCACACGAUGGGUUUCAGUCUCAAUUUGGAAUGUUAAUAGAUGACAGGAAUGGAUUAUUAUAUGUAUGUGAUACAUUUGCUCAUCAAAUACGCGUUUUUAAAUAA
Molecule: messenger RNA, 960 nt
Organism: Naegleria gruberi
Lineage: Eukaryota; Heterolobosea; Eutetramitea; Acrasida; Naegleriidae
Exons: 1
Coding region: 1-960 (319 amino acids)
Source: RefSeq, a predicted model, not a curated record